Dujonia railenensis is the source of this 1410-nucleotide messenger RNA. The record is from the annotation of a GenBank genome assembly. Lineage: Eukaryota; Fungi; Ascomycota; Pichiomycetes; Serinales; Debaryomycetaceae.
AUGACUUUGAUUUCUGAAUUGACAAGUCAAAGCAGAGAACUGACUGUACAGUUGUACUGUUUGGCUAUUUACAUGCAGCCUUACAAAUGGAAUAAACUCUUUGUAACUGACUUCACAUCUAAUCCAAUAAUCACAGGCCCAUACACACAAAAUUAUGAACUAUGUAACAAAAACUUAAAGACGAUGGAUAUGCUUUUCCUGCUAGAAUGCUUUCCAGAAACCUGGAAUCCCCUAAUUGCUAGCUAUAAGAAUUUUCAUAAGCAGGAUUUGUGUGAAGAUUCCUUUUUAAAUGAGUUGAAUAAUUAUGAAAUCGAUUCGAAAGUCUGCUUUCUCAAGGUAAAUGUGAAAUGCAAAAUUUAUAGAGGAGUACUAGAGGGGAAACUACUUACUAGUGAACUAUUGAUGAAAGAUGAGAGCCAAGAAGGACGGGAAUUUUAUGAAAGGUUUUUUCUGUCCGUAUCUAACAGCUUUAUUAUAAAGAAUAAUGUUGUUCUAAAAGAGUUACUUCCUGGGGAAUUUUGGCCCAAAAUUGAAAGAGCAUUAAACGAAGAAGAAGAAGAAGAAGAAGAAGAAGAAGAAGAAGACGAGUUUAUUCGUAAUACGCAGGUGAAACGAGAUGAAGAAGAAGAUGUUUUAAGAGCAGAUAGGUUUAAUUCAAAUGAAUUGAAGUCCAGUCCCCUACCUCUGGAAAAUGAUGAGCUGCUAUUUCCAUCGAGCCAAAUACCUCCCAACUCACAAUUGAAUAAAGUCACCGUGCAGAAUGAGUUGAUGCUGAUUGCCCCAGGCCAGUCUCCUCAACCUCUGCAUCUCUUACCGCUUUCACCUCCUACCCAUUCCUUUCCUCCCUCUUUUGCUGGUACUAACGCUGAAAAUGAUAAGCCACCAAUUCUUUCAAUAUCUGAAUUGAAUCAAGUGACUAAGAUAGACAGCUCAACUUAUUAUAGAACAAAAGCAUUCAUUGUUGGCACGAUACCGGAGGACUUAUCCCUUGUUUGCGUUAAAAGUUAUGAUUUAGACUCGACCUACUCAAGAUACAAAGUAGGUGAUCCAUAUUUGCGGGAAUUGCAAAUAAUUAUAUGCGACGACUCAAGUGAUGAAAGUCGCCUUACUCUCAACGACUCCAAUUCAUUAAAGAUAACAUUACAAGGUCAAGAUAUCUUGUCCUUUUUCAAUCAUAAUAUUCACGACUACGUGGAAACAUUUUAUACUAAAGUUGAACUGUACAAUCACCCAUUUAACGCAUAUUUAGUAGAGAAUAGAAGAAAGUUCAUGGACAUAAACUUGGUUAGGAAGCUGACCCAGUCAGAUAGAAUCGACAUUCCUAUAUGGGUGAGUGAGGAUCUCAGCAUUAAUUCAAUUCUUGGGCAGGGUUAUAGAGAUAAGGAUGAAAAGAACCCAAUCUACGCUUGA